CUCAUCCAUAACCAGUGGAAUCUGAAAAGCAUCUACUGCUUGGAAAAGCACUAAGAGGCCAACAGAUCCAAACCCACCAGCAAAAUCAUGAAGCCAAGCAGCUUUCUCCUCCUCACUCUGAUGGUCUUCUUUUUGUACUCAGGUGAGUAAUAUUUCAUAUUGCAAAAUUUCUCUUUGUUGGAGAGGUGUAGGGACCAAACAGUCCAUAGACUAUUCAUGUCUUCAGAUGAGUGUAGGAAGGCUCCACCUGUGUUGACUAAAUCCAGUUAAAAUCUCCCUGCAAACCAUUGUGUUCGCUGUCUGAAAGUUUACGGAAGGAGGGUACAUUGUUGUUAAGCAUAGGGACACUGGAGGCAGGGACACACAUCCCCCCAAAACACAUACACACUUGAGCCUUCCCACAUUCAUUUGGGCACUGAAACAUGUCUGUUCUCAAGGUUCCUCAUAUAUGAAAUGAUACAUGCCAGGAAGAACCAGAAUGAAUGUCUUGCUAUGUUAAAUUUACUCUAUCAAAUAAAGAUACUCUACAUCAGGGCUCUACACUACACAAGGCGCCCACCACUAUUCACACCAUAGGAACCUUUUUGAAAACUGAGGCUCAAAACACUAAUGCCCCCUGAAGCUACCAUGCUCCCUCCGUUCUUCAUGGUCUCCACGUGGCUCUUGUGACAUAAAAAGUGGACCUAGCCAUGAUUCUAAACACGCAAAGCACCACAGCCAGGCACUCAAGGGAAAUCAACAGAACUGGGUCCCAGUUAGUUAUGGACUAAACCAGUAUAUAUAGUUAUUUGUAUUUAGUGUAGUUAACGGACUGAACCAUUUCCCAUUCAUUUGAUUGUCUUCCUAUCCAUGCUCAGUGGCAUUUGAAGGAAAUUGUAUAUUGCCAAGGCACUUUUUAGGAUAACAUAGGAUGUACAAGAUACAAUGCACCCCACUUUUCAGUUCCUAGAAAUAAAUGUUAUCAAAUGGACUAUUAUGCAGCAUAUGGAUUUACGAAAUAAUUUUCACAUUUUCUGUGUUUUGCAUCUAGAUGUUGUUGUUAAAGCAUCAUUUGAAAAGGUAAGUGGGAAAUCAUUUAUUCUUAUGAUAGAAGAUGGAAGUAGCAUGGAGUUAAGAUAAGUGAAUUUAUACUUCUUUUGGAAUUUUAAAAUAUUCUCUCUCUCUGUGUGUGUGUAUGUAUGUGUCAAUUUUUAAAAUAGAAUUUAAAAUACAGGCAACAAAAACACAUCGACACAAAUAUAACAUACAAGAGCUGGGUUUUUCCCGGGAUUUCACAUCUCUAAUCCCACCCCUUUAAAAAAAAAUUUAAAAAGUUGGUGGUAUUAUUAUUAGUUCCAGUUGCUACCCACAAUUUAUAAGAGAGUCUCAGCUUGUGUUCAGUAGUAGCCUAGUGGGGUUAUUCAGUUAUUACUAGGCAGACCGCCCAACCUUGCAGGCAUAUUAUUUGGCCACUGUCUUAAGAAUCCAGGCACUCACUGUGUGUUUUUAAAAAGUAUUUUUUUGCAAAAACAACCGUUAAAUGUGUCUAGCAUGAAACCCCUAGAGCUGCUCACUCGCAAUUUGGCAAGAUUAAUCUUCUCUGAGGGGACUACCAUGUCUGCAAAUUUUGUUUCACAGCAUGAAAAAAAUUGUACCUGUUCUAACCCUGCAAUAUUUUAAACUUUAAGGUGUCUUGCAUGAAAUCCCUGGCACUGACGAUCUAUAAUUUGACAGGUGGAAGCUCCCACAAUGGGUAGUCCAAAGGUUAAGUGGGGAAGCUGUUGUGUCGUUCAUCUUGUCAUUUGCAUUCCUCAUCUUUGCCUCUUUCUUAGGCAUGUGAUAAUCAGAAAGGCCUUCCAGUCCAAAGGUUAAGUGGGGAGGACCUUUAAAACUGUUGUGUCCUUUGUCUUCAGAAAUAUUGCAAAGGGUAUCCAAAUCCAAUAUGCACCAUGGAGUACCAGGCCCACUGCGGUUCUGAUGGCAAGACCUAUGGCAACAAGUGUCUCUUCUGCAAUGCAUAUAUGUGAGUAUAUCAUGGAAUCAUAGAGUUGGAAGGGACCCUGAGAGUCAUGUAUUCCAACCUCAUGCAGUGCAGGAAUCUUUUUUUUCCUCUCAGACAUCUUUGUUGGAAGUUAAAAAGUACAUGAUUAUAUUUGCAAUAAGCAUGGUGAGAUGUAAAUAAAAGAACGGAAAAGAAAAAGAGAAUCAGCACCCAUGUAGAAGGGAAAGUCAAGUGGGGGGACACCCCUCUCCUGAGUUUUGUGUUGCUUAUGAGGCCCAAAGGAACAUGGUGAGCAGAGCUAAUCUGUAGGUAGCCCUGAAUUUGAAAAUGGAGUGGAUUGGGAGGGCUAUUCACAUGCACCACCCUCCUGACACUCUUGUUGCUCCCGCUAAGGGUGAUGGGGGGGCAGGGGAAAUAUGCCCAGAAGGGCUCUAUUGCCAUCCCACCAGGCCAGACACAACACAAAAGGUAGUAGGGUUGGCCCAGAAGAAAAAUAACCAAAAAAGCCAUCUGGGAAUUAGGGGAUAAAGGUAAAGGGACCCCUGACCAUUAGGUCCAGUUGUGACCAACUCUGGGGUUGCAGCGUUCAUUUUGCUUUAUUGGCCGAGGGAGCCGGCGUACAGCUUCUGGGUCAUGUGGCCAGCAUGACUAAGCCGCUUCUGGUGAACCAGAGCAGUGCACGGAAACGCCGUUUACUUUCCCGCCGGAGCGGUACCUACUUAUCUACAUGCACUGUGACGUGCUUUUGAACUGCUAGGUUGGCAGGUGCUGGGACCGAGCAACGGGAGCUCACCCCGUCGCGGGGAUUUGAACCGCCGACCUUCUGAUCGGCAAGUCCUAGGCUCUGUGGUUUAACCCACAGCGCCACCCAUGUCCCACAAUUAGGGGAUAGUAAGAACAUUAUUAUGAAGGCCUACAUUACAAAGGCCUACACUAGGUGUUUCCUUAAUGUGGAUCUUGGAAUUGCUCUAGGAAAAGUCUGAACAUUUGCUCCUAGAGAAGUUUGACACAGAUGUACAAUGAAGGCGGGAGAAGGGGGAUCUUCUACAAAUGGUAGACCUGAAAAGAAUAUUGUUCUCUCUUGCUCUAUAUUGGCCAGGCUGACAGGAAGCUGUUUUCCAGGGUCUCAGACAGGAUUCCUCCUCAGCCCUUUCCCAUCCCAAGACAAAGAGCAAUGAUGGCAUAAGCUUUCCCACCUAUAUAGUAUUUCUCUUUAAGGAGUUAUAAUGAAAGCUGCAUCUUAUGAAUUCUCAUAUUUAUUUACUUCUUUUUUUCUCAUCAGCGAAAGUGGAAGAAAGUUGAAACUGAAAUACUAUGGAGAAUGCAAAAAAGCUUAAGAUGCACAUGACUAUGAAACAUCUACAAAAGAAGUCCCAUUUCUCUUUAAGCUUCACUCAUCGCAUCACCACAAAAAAAUCCAUUCUUCUCUUUGCUUAUCCUCUGUGAGCCAGUGAAUAUCUCGUAACAUUUUAAUUCGGUUUAUCAAUAAAUAAGCUCAGCAACAUUAUCAAA
Molecule: messenger RNA, 3493 nt
Organism: Podarcis lilfordi (Lilford's wall lizard)
Lineage: Eukaryota; Metazoa; Chordata; Lepidosauria; Squamata; Lacertidae
Source: the annotation of a GenBank genome assembly